Scatophagus argus is the source of this 1567-nucleotide messenger RNA. RefSeq lists its product as uncharacterized. Bases 172 to 1053 code for a protein of 293 amino acids. Gene Ontology annotation, molecular function: protein tyrosine kinase binding; MHC class II protein binding. Gene Ontology annotation, cellular component: membrane raft; external side of plasma membrane. The transcript has 3 exons. The record is from RefSeq and is a predicted model, not a curated record. Lineage: Eukaryota; Metazoa; Chordata; Actinopteri; Scatophagidae. Gene Ontology annotation, biological process: interleukin-15-mediated signaling pathway; positive regulation of ERK1 and ERK2 cascade; T cell activation.
ACGUAGUCCAGCAGCAGACUAAGCUCAUCGCUCUGUCCUCGUGACGGUGAGGAUGAGGGCAGGUGUGUGCGUGUCCUGUUCACUUCAGCGCCACACAGGAAGUGAAGACAGUCGUGUAGAAAGCUGCUGCCGCCGCACAGAGACAACCAGAGCUGCUGCACAGGAGACAACAUGACGGACAUGCACACCUUUCUGCUGCUCACCUGUCUGCUCCUCACAGUCUUUGUGUUUCCAGGUAUAAGGUGUGAAAAGGACUCAGUGUUUGUGUACAGCAGACUUGGAGGUGAGGUGAUCCUGCCAUGCACCAAACCGGUUUCCCGGGACUGCUCCCUCAUCUCCUGGACCUUCUACAUAGGAGGCCAGGUGCGGUACACUGUCGAGGUCAGCAGGGGGCAGGUGAGGAUGGACUCAGACAAGUCCAGCCGCAUGUCCGUCACAUCCAACUGCUCACUGAGCCUCCGGGACCUGAGGGUGGACGACGCCGGCUCCUACGUGUGCCUGUUGGACCGACAGCCCGUCACUGACGUUUACCUGUCCCUCCUCACCAUCACUUCACUUUCCACCAUCACUGAACUGCAGCCUGGAGGAACCCUCAGCCUGAACUGCAUCCUGUUCACGUACUACGACGUCGGGAGCUGCAAGCCUUAUUCCAGCACGUUCAACCUCAGCUGGGUGGCUGAAGAUGGGACUCAGCUGCCCGAUGACAGCAGAUACGAGCUGAUUGGCCACACUCGCUGCAACAUCACGCUGGUGACUAACCUCGGGAGGGAAGACAACAACAGGAAGUGGAGGUGUCAAGUGAACACCAAAGACAACAGCAGGGUGUCGUUUCUGGACUUCACAUCCACCUUUUUGUUUGACGGUCCUCCCUCCAACCAGAGUCUGGUUUCUUCAUCUGUCUCCGACCGUCUGGUCCACCUGCCCAUCAGCCGCAUCAUGCUCUGCGUGGCUCUGCCGCUCAUGGCGUUCAUAGUGGCAGUCGUCACACGGAGAGAAGACCGUCAGAAGGCCAAAACAUCCGCAGCUGCCAUCGAGCUCCAGGAAGUCAACUGACUGUUCAUCUCUGCAUCCGUUCUGGUGUGACUGCAGGCUUCAAGGAGCUUCUGUCCUGCACGUCGUCUUUCCUUUAUGAGUGCUAAGAUUUGGGUCAAACUUAUCAGCAGGCCUGUUUCAUAGAGCUUAUAGAUAUAGCAGUUUGCAAAUGUAUGUCACAUACUGUAUUUUUAUCAGGAAAAAUGACAAUAGAACAGACAGAAAAUGAGAGAAAGUUGUUUCAUGCAAAAGAUGGCGUGAUAUAAUUUGCUUAAUAUGCACACAGAUUGCCUCAAAGUUCAGAAUAAACCUCGUUUUUUGUAUUUAUUUAUUUUCUUGGCAUUGAACAGCUUUGAAAUGUCAUGUUUUACCAUUUGGGCGUCAAGCCAUCAAAGUCCUGCAGGAAACGUUGAGCCACUCAUGUGUUCCUCCGUCCCAUCGGGUUAAGGAGCAGCAAGCUCAUUCAGCUGGAGUUUAAAACCAGGAGUGACUUUGUGAAUAAAUCUGACUUGAUUCUGUUGUUACAGAACACAAA